This is a messenger RNA of Salarias fasciatus (jewelled blenny), 3524 nucleotides long. RefSeq names its product Kruppel like factor 9 (gene klf9). Gene Ontology annotation, molecular function: DNA-binding transcription factor activity, RNA polymerase II-specific; RNA polymerase II cis-regulatory region sequence-specific DNA binding. The transcript is spliced from 2 exons. Gene Ontology annotation, biological process: regulation of transcription by RNA polymerase II. NCBI's taxonomy places the organism in Eukaryota, Metazoa, Chordata, Actinopteri, Blenniiformes, Blenniidae. The record is from RefSeq and is a predicted model, not a curated record. The coding region runs from base 520 to 1203 and encodes 227 amino acids.
ACUCCACUGAAAAGGCAAUUCCAAAAACCCGAGUCACGUUUUCUCUCAGCCAAUCACGACGCGACUUUAUUAUGACACCGUGGGAUUCCGCGAAAUUGUUUCUUGGAGUUGGAAGAAGUGCCGCUCGCAGUAAAAUAGGACAAGUUGACGCAUGUGUGGGAGCGCACCGAAAGGCGGUUUAGACGCAGACACAAUAGUCCGCUCGGCAAAACGCAGCGUUUUACUGAAGCUCUGCCGAGGAUAAAGGACACAGGCGGAGACGCGGGGAAGAGGAACCGAGGACCGAUUCAAACCGCUAUCCGUCCUGAGGGGGAGUUUAUUUAUCCGCCCUGCAACCUCAACAAGAAGGCGCAGUCUUUGCGGAAUAGUCACAUUGAAGACGACACGUGUGGAUGAUUAACCACAUGUUUCCUGGGAGGACCGCGCUCUGAUUACUUUACUGUAUCCGUGCGGUCGGAUUGUUUUCACCGGACACGUCGAUCCUUUUUCUCCACCUCCGGACCCGCUUGCAGGUUCGUCAUGUCGGAGGCGGAUGUCUCUGCGGACUGCGUCCCCAGCCGACCGCCGGGCCGGACGGAGGACGCGCUGAAAGAGAACCCGGAGAACCGGACUUUGCUCAUGGUGGCGAUGAUUCUGCUGGACUUGAACAAAUGCAGUCCCGGUGCCAUCAGCGCCGGAGGCGGCAGAUCCUUGGGGGUCAGCGAGGCCGCCACGCAGGAGAAGGUGGAGCGGGGGGGUUGCCGGUUGAACGCCGGGGACAGCCGUGGCGCGCUGGUCCCCAAGCAGCCGCGGAGCAGGAAGGCGGCGGGGGGCCCAGCGAGACAGGAGUCCCCCGAGAAGCGGCACUCCUGCCCCUUCACCGGCUGCGGGAAGAUGUACGGCAAGUCGUCCCACCUCAAGGCCCAUCUGAGGGUCCACACCGGUGAGCGCCCUUUUGAGUGUACCUGGCCAGAGUGUGGCAAGAAGUUCUCCAGGUCCGACGAGCUGACGCGCCACUACCGCACACACACGGGGGAGAAGCGCUUCAACUGUCCCAUGUGUGACAAGUGCUUCAUGAGGAGCGACCACCUGACCAAACACGCCCGGAGACACGCGGGCUUCCAUCCCAGCAUGCUUCAGGGCUCCAGCGUGGCCAAGAGACGCCGCUGCUCCGUCUCCGUGUCCUCCUCCGAUUCGGGAGACCAAAGCCCCCUCGGGGUGUGAGACCCGCCCACACACUGUACAGAUUCAGCGUAAAGCCACUCUCAGAAGCAGACGUAGAGGCAGCCACAGUCACAGACACACCUGGAUGUUUCUCUGACACCAAUCCCAUCAAGCCAGACAGCUCAACCAGCCAGACCACAAUUCACAGAGUUUUUUCUACUGCACACCACCCAUCGUGUAACAGCAAGUAGAGACAUCCUCAGCCUGACUGUAAUUAAGCUAGAACUUCCUGUCCUAUGACCUGAGGUGACUGGUAUUUAUUGAGGGGUUUUCAGGGUCUGCCACAGGAAGAAGUUAGAAUUAUUUUUCUAUUUAAUGUUCAGAACUUUUCUCCUCAGAGAAUCUGCAAUCCAAGUGGUACAGUUAGGGUUUUCCAGAACACACUACACGUUCUCAAUGCAAACGGCGAGAAAAACAAAUCGAAGUCCUCUGACUGAUAUAGCGCUAGCUUGUUAGGCUUUAGAAGUAGAAUAUUACUGCUGCACUCGGCUAAAAUCCAUCCAUACAGUUGCUUCUCAGUGCAGGAAAAGGAGAUUGUACAGUAUUAUAUCACCAUGUAAAUAGAUGAAGCAGACUACCUUUUGAAUGGAGGCUAUGCUCGGUGUAGUGUAGUUAGUAGAGUUUAAAGAUUAGUUAUUAUAUCUUAUAGAAAUACAGAGCUUGGUUAUUUAAUUUUAUAUAUUUGGCGAUAGACGAGGUAUAAUCAGAUGUAUCAUUAGCUUGUAAGCAGUGUGUUGUUGUGUUGAGACAUACAUGUCGUAACAUCAGGUUAUAUUUGGAAAGAAAUGCACCAAAAUAUGUUUUACAGUGCUUUAGAGACCAUAAUGCAUGAGCACGUCUCAUGGGGAAUUACAUUUCAACAUUUUGUAUUUUUUUUUUUUUUUUUCAGGCUUGAAGCUUGUCGGUAGGGCAAGUGAAACAUAACAGGGUAAAAAGCCUUUUAGUAAAGUGGAAACUUUACUUUUUCUCUUGCAGUUAAGGCACUACAGUCUUACGACCAUGAUAUUCUAUGUUUAGUAAAAGUCUGUGCCUUUUCUGGUGCGUCUGCAGCACAGGGGAGUUUCUACAUUUGAAGCCACUCAUGGGGUUAUUAAGUCUUGAACUGGGUUCAAUUCCCAGUUUGCGACAGGAAGGGAAUCAGGCGUAAAAACAAAAAAAAAAAAACAAGCCACGUGCAGGUUGCAAUAACUUGCUGUGGCGACCCUUGCAGAAAGGGAGCGGCAGAAUGAACGCUUACUGUAAGCCGAGGGAAAAACACUACCUAAUUGAGCCUUGUCGACACUUUUUGUUGCUCUUCAUUGAUACUUUACAGACUAUUGACUGUCUGAUGCCAACAGUGCCAGCUGCUGUACACUGAAACCUGCUUGUUGUUUGUUUCUGGACUGCAUUCUUUUUCAGGGAGUAAUGAUACCAGUCAUUACUGCGCUCUCUGCUGGCGACAUGGAAGCACAACAUUUCUCACAACAGAAACCUUUCGUUUUUCAUUUGUGUUGCAUUUUGAGGAGUGUUUUUUUUUUUUUGUAUUUGUUUGUUUUGUGAAUCAAUUAAUUCCAUGAUGUAGCAUGUUUAUAUAUAUUUCUUUGGUACCAUGUUUGCUUUGUUGGUUUGGUAAUCUUUUUAUAAUCGCACUAAAGGGUCAUGUUAAUUAAAGAGCCAGAUACAUUAUUGAUGUUGACGCUCCAUUUUAUACUUAUCAGAUAUUGCAUUAAGAGGCCCAACAGGUUAAAGGGCAGAGUUGAUAACCGUGUAGGAGAAAAAUUACAUUUGCUGAGUGAAAACCCCUGUUUUCUUUUUCUUUUGGCAUUACGAUGACUGUGAUUAGAUGCUGGUGCCUUUCGGGUUGAAGCUCUUUCUUCUGACGCUACUGUACUGUAAUCAGGGACUGUCAAUGCAAAACCCCAUGUUAUUGCAUUACACACAGCUGUGUAAUAAUUACUGUUCAACAGUUUUACCAUUAAAAUUUAUCAGUUUUUUUUCCUUUCUAAAUGGUUUGCUUGUUUGUUCUUCCGCACAACAGUUAAAUAGAACAUUACAGGUGCACCUUAAUAAAUAGGUAGAUAAAAAUAUGAAAAGCCUUUCAUUAGCGUAAAACUACAAGCAUGUAAAAGUGUAGAUUUAAUUUGUUUAAUCUGGAUUCAAUUCUGUGACAAAGUAACUUUUCAUUGUGUUCUUUUUUUUACAUAUGUGAACAAAGAAGUGAAACAAUGUUUCAUUUGCUCGGUGUUUAUUAUCUUCAUACACUGCACAUAACAAUAACAUUGUUAAAUACUGUAAUGUAAGUGUUUACAAUACAAGAGAAAUCAUUUAAAAAAAAGGAAAAU